Molecule: messenger RNA, 973 nt
Organism: Homarus americanus (American lobster)
Lineage: Eukaryota; Metazoa; Arthropoda; Malacostraca; Decapoda; Nephropidae
Exons: 4
Coding region: 84-494 (136 amino acids)
Source: RefSeq, a predicted model, not a curated record
CUGCGUCUGGGAUAUACCGUGAGGUGGCAGACCUCAAGAAAGUUGGGCGUAUCAUAUACAGACAGUUGGGGGAGUUUCCCAAGAUGGCUGAUACAUUAGUGAGAGCCGGCGGCCACACCCUCGUCGAUGUUGAUAUUAACAUUAGAAACUCAAUGGCUCAGGAUGUCUCACGAACAGGUCGAUGCGACUACUACAUGUCGAGAGAAAAAGUCCUGUCUUUUCCCUUCGUUAUGAUUCUCAAGAAGUACAGCCCUCUCACUCCUGUCAUUAAUAAAAGGGUUAUGGCAAUACACGAAGCAGGACUGAUGGACAAGUGGAUCAAGUAUAGUGUUGGAAAUGCAACGACCUGUGUGCAGGCGCCACAGAAAAUUACCGUAACCUCAAAUCUCUCUAUCACAAAUCUCUGGGGUAUGUUCGUGGUGGUCGGAGGUGGACUCUUUAUCGGUUUCCUUGUGUUCAUAUUUGAGGUAUUCGUCGCCUGUGUACUUCAGUAGCAGAGUUUCUUUACCCAAGGCUGAUGGACGUUAUCUCUCUUCAUCAACAGGACUGGGAGAGAAGUUUUUCGUCAGUAGAGAUCGUGUUGUCGAAAACAAAAUUAUAUAUCCUGCAUGGCAAAUUGCCCAGUUGAAAAAUGAAUCUCACCACGAAAAUCCCAUGAGCCAAAGAUGCACUGAGUUACUAAGUUGUUAGAUUGGAUAGGUUUCCCUCCUAAAACCCACAAUAUAAACUGUUUCUGGCACAGAACCCUUUCAAGGUGCUCAAUAUUUAUUACAUUUAUUAUAUUAGCUAUACGCAUAUAUCGGUAUUUUAAUUGGAUUUCGCAGUUUAGUUUAUUCAACCCUUGAGAAUAAUCAUUUAGCCCCCGAAAUACAAAGUCAUCGUCGUAAAGAGAAUUGGUCAUGGUAAUGAAUGAGCUACAAACAUUGGGCUAAUGUAUUAUGCUUGACUCGGUGUUAUGAGAGAUUUUAUCUAA